AUGCCAGUCCACUACCAGCAACCUUCCAACUUUGACAAGUUCAAAAUGGGCGCCAUGAUGGGCGGUACCGUCGGUGUCUGUGUUGGUGUUCUCUUUGGAGGCUUUUCCAUUUUGCAGCAUGGUGCUGGACCAAACGGUGUCAUGAGAACCUUGGGCCAGUACAUUAUGGGCUCUGUUGCUACCUUCAGUUUGUUCAUGUCUAUUGGUUCUGUCAUCAGAUCUGACACUGGUUUCCAGGCUCACCAGCAGGCCAUGAUUCUUGCUAACAAGCAGAGAUUGAGAAACAUGUACGGUGGUUUUGAGCAUUAA
Molecule: messenger RNA, 309 nt
Organism: Candidozyma haemuli
Lineage: Eukaryota; Fungi; Ascomycota; Pichiomycetes; Serinales; Metschnikowiaceae
Exons: 1
Coding region: 1-309 (102 amino acids)
Biological process (GO): protein import into mitochondrial matrix; protein insertion into mitochondrial inner membrane
Cellular component (GO): TIM23 mitochondrial import inner membrane translocase complex
Source: RefSeq, a predicted model, not a curated record